Messenger RNA from Episyrphus balteatus (marmalade hoverfly), 2336 nucleotides. RefSeq lists its product as uncharacterized. The coding region runs from base 250 to 2283 and encodes 677 amino acids. NCBI's taxonomy places the organism in Eukaryota, Metazoa, Arthropoda, Insecta, Diptera, Syrphidae. The record is from RefSeq and is a predicted model, not a curated record. The transcript is spliced from 6 exons.
UAUUCAAUAAACGUUCAGAACGUGUCAUAGUCGACGUUGAACCAUCAAAUAUAAUAGAUAAACGUUCAUGCCGCGGCUUCUGUUUUGAUUUGCAUUGAUAAGAGAUUUUUUUUUUUAUUAUAAGUUUUGAAAAUUCAUUUAAGCUGACGUUGAUUCAGUUAAGUAGUGGAUAAGUCGACAUCGAUUGCGGAGUAAUAUUUUAUUUUUCAUUGUGCAUAGCGGGAAUUUUUUUUUGAAGUGGAUUUGAAAAUGGAUUAUCGAGGAAAAUCAAGAACCCUUAUAGUUUGGAUUAUACUUAUUGUAAGUGGAAUUCAAGGACAGUUAGAUGAUUUCAUGAAAAUAUGUGACUUGUGCAAUUUUGAUGGUCUUCUGGAUUGUAAUUCAACUAAUAUAUUUCACAUCAAUAUGACCAUUAAUUGCGAGAUGACGAAGAAAAUGUGUACUCUGGGAAUAAAUGAAUGUUUUGAAGGCUUUGAAGAUCUAACCUUGCACGACAUCGAUCACAAACAUAUUUGUAUUUUCAAAGAUAUGUCUAAAGAGCUAGCAGAAUCAUCGAUAAAUAUGGUUAACGGUGCUGAAAGCCUUGAAACUCUCGGACCUUAUGAUAGUGAAAAUACUCCAAUGAGUAUUUUCGACAUCCAACCGGAUGAAGUUACUUUUAAAGAUGAUUCAGUAGAAUCGACUACAAUCAAUCAAAUUUCUACUGAAACCAGUAAAAUGCAAGAAAUAACAAAAGAAAGUUCUUUAAUGGACUUACAAGACAAUCAACAACAGGAUGAAGAUAAAACUUCGUCUUAUUUAACAGAAACCUCAAUGACAAUCAUAACUUCUACGGGAAGUUACGAAACUCCCAUUUUAGUAACAGAAAUUCCCUAUCAAGAUGAAUCGCUUACGAUGCAGCAGGAUGCGCCUGAAGAUCUUAAACGAAAUUUUAAUAACAAUAUGGAACCUUUGUUGGAAAAUGAAGUUCCGGUUCCUAAUCCAGAAGUUGAGACAGUGUCAUGCUUUGUUUGUGAAAGCUUAAAGGAUGAUGCUUGUUUAGGUAGAAUUGAAGAAUUAAAGACAAUCGAUUGUCCCAAGCCAACUGGAUGCGUUUCAUAUCAUUCUGAUGGCAACAUUGUCCGAAACUGUGGAUCUGUCAUUUCAGCUGGUGAAAAUGAUUUAUGUCGCAAACCCAGUAAUAAAAGUUGCGAUACAUGUCCUUCGGGUGAAUGUAAUAAAAAACCCUGGAAAGAGUGCUUUAAAUGCAAUUCUAAAGACGAUCCUAACUGUGCCCUAUGGUCAAAUGCUGAAACCGUUCCAUAUGCAGUUUGUCCAAAUUACAAUGACAACUGUUUGGUUCGUAUAACAAAAGAAGGUGACACAUUGCGUGAAUGCUCGCCGUCAGAUGUCAAGUGCGGAGAAGAUGAGCUAUGUUCGAUUUGUGAAGGACCUUUGUGUAAUUCAGGUGUUUUCCCACCCAAUCGACUUCAAUGUAUACAAUGCCAAGAGUGUGAAGAUGUUCAAGAUCCGAUUAAUGCACUGCCAUGUCUCAAUUAUAAUGCAAAUGAAAAAUGUUUUUUGUAUGUCACAGCAAAGAGUAAAAUGUAUCGUGGGUGUAUUUCAAAUGUCACUGAUAUGCGUGAAUGUCAAAAUAAUGAAUCUAAAUGUAUUACGUGCAAUGAAAAGAAUGGAUGCAAUAAUGUUCCACUGAUGAAAGAACCAACACUUUCGUGUAGCAAAUGCAAGUCAAAAGAAGAUCCAAGUUGUCUUUGGGAACAACCUGAAACAACAGUUUUAAAAUGUGUCAAAAAGUAUCUAUUUCAUUUGACAGAAUCUUGUUUGACACAAUUUAAUCCAUCAACCCAAGAAGCAGUUCGUGAUUGUUCAAUGGAUUAUGGAGUGUGUACUUCGGAAGAUCAGGAUUGUAAAACAUGUUCGGAAAAUGGAUGUAAUCGUGGCAAUCUUAUGGAACAGCAAUGUAUUCAGUGUCAAAGUGAUCAGCCAGGACAGAUGGAAUGUCAAAAUCAAGCAGCCGGUAUACCACCAGUCAAGUGUCCACCGGAAAAACAAACUUAUGAAAAUCGUGGGUGUUUCACUUUAACUAAAGGAAAUGUUACAUUCCGAGGAUGUGUUGCAAACUUGUCUAAAGAAGACUCACAGCUAUGCAAGAAAAAUGGUGAAACUUCGUGUGUAAUUUGUGUGAAAGAUUUAUGCAAUAAUGUUUUAGCGCCAUCUAGAAGUUCUAAAACAGUACAAAUGUCUUUGUUCACUUUAUUUAGUGUCAUUUUAACCAUGAUUUAAGUUAAAACUAUUUUGUAAAAAUUAACCAAUUCUUGUCUAUUAAUUAUAUGUAU